AAAGCGAGGUGUUUGCCGGUCAGUCGUGCGUUUGGUUGUCUUAGCGUUCACAUCGAUUACGCUCAAUUUUAGUUCAAAACUUUAUUAUUUUACUAUAAUGAGUGCUAAAGAAAAUAAUUCUGAGGUUGCCUUGGAAAAGGUAGCAGAUAACGAUAAAGCCGCUGGUGAUGGAAAAUGUGAAAUUAAAGGAACGAAAAGAGCAGCGGAGGACAAAAAUGACGAUGUAAAAAAAUCAAAAAAAGAGGCUGAAAAUGGAGCGGGCUCUGAUGCGGAAGAUGUAGGAGAUGAAGAAGAAGACGAUGACGAAGAUGUUGAGGGAGAGGAAGAAGAUGAUGAAGAUGAUUUACCAGUAGGUGAAGAAGAAUAUAUAGGAGAAGAAGAUGAAGAAGACGAAGAAAUAGAAGCAGAAAUAGAAGAGGAAGAUGAAGAUGCAUAAUACUGGUGCACAGUGUGAAUAAAUAUUAUGCGAAAGACAUUGACUCAUGUGCUCAUAUUUAAAAAUGAAGCACUAUUCAUUUUUCUUUGAAAGUUUGGAGUUAUUUUCGUGUUGAAUUAUUCUUCGUAUUUAAUUUUUGUCUUAAUUUUUAUAUAAUUUUUAAUUAAAAAUAGCUGUUCAUUAUUGAUCUUUUUGUAAUUUGUAUAAAGUAUAAACUAAAAUAGUAUAUAAAAAAAAUAUUUUUCAUAUAUAUAAUAUCUUGGAAAUGAUCGUAAAAUCAUUAUUCACAUAUUUAAAUUAAAAUAAAAUGACGAGGACAAAAAGGAAACCAGUAAACAAACACAAUGGAUAAAAAAUAACUCCAGAUUUUCAAUAAGUUAUAAAAGUGUGUCGGAGGUUUUUUUUAAUUAAAAUAAACUAAUUAUUUAAUAAAGAAAAUAUGAAAAUAUUACGGUGGUCUGCAGUAAAAAAAACAAGUAAUAUAUCUGAUGUGUCAAAUAUUGUGAAGCUGAAGCAAGGUCCAUGGACACCAUGCAAUUAUGUCAACAGCCUGGAGUUUGAGGACCGACCACACUCUCACGCAUCAUCAUUUAGAAUGAACCUAAUAUUUAUUUUUGAGAACAAUGACGUAUAAUUAACAUCAAAAAUUGUAUAACAAAAAAAUGUCCAAUCUGUGUAAAAUAGUUUUAAAUUUUUUUUAGAGAAUAAGUGAAUUUUUUGAGUUUUUAAAAUUGUCAUUGAUAUUAAAACCCGUAAGUUUUACUUCUUGUACAAAAGUGUUUUCCAAAAAAAAUACUUAAAACGAUAUAAAAAAAAUAGCAGUUGUAUGGAAUAAAACAAAUGUUCUAAUUUUGUAAUCCUUUGAUGUUUUUUUUUUUGUUGUAUUUCUUUUUUUUUUUUACAAUUUAUUUAAAAAUAAUGAGAAUUGGGAUGUCAAAGGAUUAGAAACUUAAGUAAAUUGUACUUUAUUUAUAGAGUAAACGCAAUAAUCGUGUAGUGAAUGCUGUUUUUACUGCUCUGCUGUGCUAUUCUCUUCGAUUUGAUCAUCCAAAAAAGUAUAAGAGAAGCGCCAGUGAGUGACAGUUUUAGUCUAAUCUGAGUUGUGUAGUCUAUGUGAAUUGUAUGUAUGAGAAUGUAAUUAUAUUUUUUUUAACGAA
This is a messenger RNA of Chrysoperla carnea, 1593 nucleotides long. Its product is annotated as acidic leucine-rich nuclear phosphoprotein 32 family member B-like. The transcript has 3 exons. The coding region runs from base 98 to 436 and encodes 112 amino acids. The record is from RefSeq and is a predicted model, not a curated record. NCBI's taxonomy places the organism in Eukaryota, Metazoa, Arthropoda, Insecta, Neuroptera, Chrysopidae.